Molecule: messenger RNA, 895 nt
Organism: Xyrauchen texanus (razorback sucker)
Lineage: Eukaryota; Metazoa; Chordata; Actinopteri; Cypriniformes; Catostomidae
Product: protocadherin gamma-A8-like
Exons: 1
Coding region: 121-801 (226 amino acids)
Biological process (GO): homophilic cell-cell adhesion
Cellular component (GO): plasma membrane
Molecular function (GO): calcium ion binding
Source: RefSeq, a predicted model, not a curated record
GCGGUGACACAGACAAUGCUUUACAACGUACAGGAUUCCUGCUUUUUUAACUGUUUUGGUGGAAUUACUCAAAUCGUUACCAGCAUGUUCUAAAACGUCGACUAGCUCGUCUCAAUCGCAAUGGUCGUCCGUGGAAGAGAAGAGACUGUAUGGAUUCUAUGCGGCUUAUUUCUUUGUUUGUUUAAGUGCUGUGCUGCGCAGCUCUCCUACUCCAUUUCUGAACAUGUGGAUAAAGGGACGUUUGUGGGAAAUAUAUCGAAGGAUUUGAGCGUAAAUUUACAAGAACUCGAAUCGAGAGGACUUCGCAUUAUAUCCGGACAUAAUAUGAGGUAUUUCGAUGUGAAUCUGAAAUCGGGCGUGCUCUUUGUUAACCAAAGUAUGGACAGAGAAGAGCUCUGUGGUCAGUCUGCCAAAUGCGUUUUGAACGUAGAAGCCAUAUUGAACUACCCAAUGCAUUUACAUAGAAUAGAGGUGAAUAUUUUAGACAAAAAUGACAACGCACCGUCUUUCCUCGACAAUGUGUAUAUAAUUAAUAUAACGGAAUUGGCAUACAGCGGAGAAAAAUUCCCAUUACCAGUAGCAAAUGAUGCUGAUGUAGGGGUUAAUGCUAUUAAAAGCUACAAAUUGAGUCAGAAUAAUGAACACUUCUCUCUGGAUGUACAGAGUGGAGGAGAACAUGGUGUAUCUGCUGAGUUAGUGCUGCAGAAAGCUUUAGACCGAGAGAAACAGCCGGUGAUCCAGCUCACACUGACCGCUAUUGACGGAGGGAGCCCCCUAGAUCUGGCACUGUCAGGAUUGUAGUCAAUGUUAUAGAUGUCAACGAUAACACACCUGUAUUUAGCAAACCGCUUUACAAAGUUCGUGUUCCUGAAAAUGCAGCCUUCGGAACAUCAGU